AUGACUGGAAUAGGUGCUGGAUCCAACUCUGAUCAACUCAGUUUCCCAAGGAAGUUGAUCCAAACUUCGCGCAUGAUGAACGAUUGCGAAGACCAAAUCAAGACUCUCGAACGCCUGAUCCAUACAUGGGAUGAACUGGUGGCUGCAAAGCCGCCAUCCGAUGAACCUAACACGCUAGACGCUUCUGAACGACAACAAGCCAUGGGGAUCUUGGCAAAUCUGAGGUCUCGCCUAAGGAUUCAACUGGAUACCAAGGCCAGCCUUUUAGCGUCUAUGCGGAGCCUUAUGGACGAACACCGUGGACAAGCGCGACGCCAACUAAAGCAAGUGGGGCGAAAGCACAGCAACAAAUACUAUAGUGGAGUAUCGAUGGAGCAGCGCAAAAAAGCCGGAGAGCGCCGCUUAAUCCGCCUUGGAUUUCGGACUCGAAGGAUGGAUAUCUGUGAACGACGGAUCGAGACACUUGGGGGCUUGAUCGAGAUUUGGGAGCAACUUAUAGCCCAAGGCCGAUUUCCAGAAAUCUUGGAAGGAGUGGAAGGAACAGGAACCCCGACUAUAGCGCCAAAUGAAUGCCAUGGAGGCCCGCAUGAUGCACUCCAACAAGCAACAGAGACUGUGGAAGGGCUGAAAUCUCUUCUCAAGUAUCAGUUGAAGAUCAGAUCUGAACUCCAGAAAAAUGCGGAGGUUGUUGAACAAACACAAGAAUUACUGUAA
Messenger RNA from Lobosporangium transversale, 714 nucleotides. RefSeq lists its product as hypothetical. The coding region runs from base 1 to 714 and encodes 237 amino acids. The transcript has 3 exons. The record is from RefSeq and is a predicted model, not a curated record. Lineage: Eukaryota; Fungi; Mortierellomycota; Mortierellomycetes; Mortierellales; Mortierellaceae.